CCCCGAGAAACGACCAAAACAAUCAUGUCGGCCUUGAAAGUAGGGCUGUCUGUUCGGCGGUUAUUGCCAUUGAACUAUGCAAAUGCACAACAGCUUACAAAGAGAACAUUUUAUCUGUAUUCUCCAGAGCCUUUUCAUCCGAUCCAUGGGAGAGAACCUGUGUGGAAAUCUGCUGAAGAAGCUGUCACCGUCGUUGAAUCCAAACAGAGAGUUUAUGUACAAGGAGGUGCUGCUUCACCAUUGAAACUGAUACAAAGUUUAGCAGAUUUUGGAAUGAAAGACAGACUUCGAGAUAUAGAGGUGAUACAUGCACCAACACAGUUAGAUUGUGUAUUCAGUGACAAAAAAUAUGAAGGAAUAUUCAGGACCAAUUCAUUUUACAUUUCCGAUCCAAAAGUUCGACAAGCAGUACAUGAAGGAAGAGGGGAUUUUGUUCCGAUAUUUUUGAGCGAGAUUCCAUUGUUAUUCCGUCGAGGGCUAUUUAAUCUUGAUGUUGCCUUAAUUUCCCUUAGCCCACCUGAUAAACAUGGUUUCUGUUCCCUAGGAACAAAUGUUGACUGCACCAGAUCUGCUGUUCAGAAUGCUAAAUACAUUAUAGGAUUGGUAAAUGAGAAUAUGCCAAGAACAUUUGGUGAUGGUAUAAUCCACAGCUCACAUGUUGAUGUUAUGGUAAAAAAUGAUGAACUUUUACCAGAGUUUACAGGGAUGAAACUUACACCAGAAAUUCAUGAAAUAGCCAGAUUAAUUGCUGAUGAUCUAGUUCAAGAUGGUGCAACUAUCCAGACAGGUAUUGGAUCCCUACCAAAUGCUGUAUUUGAUAAAUUAAGUCAUCACAAAAAUUUAGGUAUACAUACGGAAAUGUUUAGUGAUGGCGUAAUUGAUCUGGUGGAGAAAGGUGCAAUAACCAACGCUCAGAAAACUAUACAAACAGGAAAAAUUGUCAGUGCUUUUGCACUAGGAACAAAAAGAUUAUAUGAUUUCCUAGAUGAUAAUUCUUUUGUAGCUCUGUGUGAUUGUAGUUUUACAAACAAUAUAUCACUAAUCUGUCAGAAUCCCAGAGUUACAGCCAUCAAUACAUGUCUGGAAAUAGACCUUACUGGUCAAGUGUGUGCAGAUUCCAUUGGUUCUAUGAUAUAUACAGGAUUUGGCGGUCAAGUAGACUUUAUUAGAGGAGCUGCCUUGAGUUUGGAUGGGGAAGGUGUACCUGUUGUAGCAUGUCCUUCUACAGCUGUCACAGGAGAUAAUAUUACUUCAAGAAUUGUUCCAUCACUUAAACCUGGGGCUGGUGUGGUGACCACUAGAGCACAUGUUCAUUACAUCGUGACAGAAUACGGAAUAUGCAACCUGUUCGGUAAAAAUUUACGACAAAGAGCUUAUGAACUGAUCAAACUAGCACAUCCAAACUACAGAGAACAGUUAGAAAAGGCAGCGUUUGAGAGGUUGAAAUGCAUGCCAUCUCCAUAAAUUAAGUUUUCCUAAGAUUGUAUCAUAAUGUCAUGUCGAGGAAGAUGUGAAAGGAUGAAUUAGUUGUUGAUAAGGUCAAAGAAUAUAUAUUUCUGCUUCCUGUCUCCCUACUUACUCCAAAUUUUCAUGGCUACCCUAACACAUUUGAUGAACAUUUAUGGUUAAGCAAAGUUUAAAUUCAGACAAUUUUUGUUGAGCACUGUUUAACAAAAGAGUAUUUCCCUAAAUUUUCUUUUAAAAAUAUUUAAAAAAAAAGGAUAAAACUAAUUUACCUACCUACCCAAAUUUUCCUUAAGCAUGAUGAGGCAGGAUUCACAUAUAUACUUGUUUGGCUUGAGUGAAUAAACUCACAGUAUGUUAUGUCUAUAAACGGGACAAAAAAUAUGUUUAUUGUUAGAUAUAUGUUUACUUAGUAUACUUGUCCUCAGUUUGAAUUUUACCAGGUAUUGUUUUCUAUAUUUUCAGUCACUUAACCCCAUACUGUACAACAGAUUAGUUUCAUUUGAAUAAACAUCUUGCUGCCACAGUCAAAGUUGAAGAUCAUAGAAAAGAAAAAAUUCCCCAGAUUUGGGCAAAAUCUGGCUAACAGAUAUUUGUCUACAUAAAACUCAUCAGCGUUGCUCGAAUCAAAACUGUUGGAAAAUAAUCAAAUCAAUUACAAAGUGGAGCACUGGAAACCAAUUAUUUAGCCAUGAGUCUUAACUACUGUAAUGAUAAAAUAAGUAGGCAACAUUUAAGUGCGAAGUUAAGGGUGUUAAUAACAUUAAUGGUACCAAUUUUACUGCAUCAGAUAUGCAUUUAGACAAUAAAUGUUUCUUCAGAAGUUCAGUGAUGUAUGAGGCCAAUAUAUUUGAAAAACCAAAACUUAUACAAACGUUGGAGCUGAUCAAGCCAAAAUUAAUUAUUGCAACUUCAGAAAAUGUUGCUGAAAUUAUGCUUUUAAAAUUUAAGUGCUAUGUACCCUUUUGUUAUUUCAAUGCUAAGCAUAUUGAAAUUUUAUAGAACAUCCACAGUAUUUCUACCUAUACUCUUAUAUUUGACAGUUUGGUGCUUAAUAGAUAGAGGAUUAUUGCAUGCAGUGCUAAUAAUGAUUUCCCUAAAAUAAAUUUUAUAAAUAAAGAUAUUGGUUAAAACAAGUAAAAAUACAGACCUAUUGAAGUACACCUUCUAGGGUGCUCUCCACUUUAGUGGCUCAGCAUAAGGUUUUUUUAUUAAAAAGGUUGUUUAUCACUUUUUGUAAACAAUAAAUGCUAGCACAUCAUGAUAAAACAAGUGAGUAUUCUAUGUUUAAAAUUUUGUUUUGAAAAUCUCUAAUAAAGUCUGUGGAUUUUCUGCAAAGAUCUUGGCUUUAUUUUCCACAAAAUCUCCAUUUACAUUUAAAUGUAAUGAAACAGUAAAUAAUGUUUCUUUGAAAGACUUUUCCCAUUGGUAUAUGUACAAAAUGGCAGGUCAUUUUUAUUUUGUAUUUUAGCACUUUAAAAGUGUUGUAAUUCACAGGACUACAGAAGGGGUCACAAAUCUUAAAUUGCAAAUUUUUAUUUUGAUUCCUUUGCAAUAAUAAAAACAUGACAAAAGUUUCUGAUUUUACAGCAAUAUCCUGGUUUGGGAGAUAUAUUUUCUACCUCCUUGAUUGGUUAUUUUGUCAUUGAUGGGAAGGUUAUAUGCUAAUCAGAUCUGUGGAAUAUUUUAAUUUAGUAUAUUGCAAAUAGAAGAACCCAUUAUUAUCAUAUUAUUUUGGGUUCAUAUUGUUAUGUAUAAUUUUGAUUGAUUUUAAUCAUUUUUUUUCAGUAGUUUGCAUCAUUGCCAUUGGUCCUUGUUAUUGGAUUCUUUCUCAAUUGAUUAUUUCCCCGGGUACCAGUUUUCAUUGUCAGAUUGAGAAACAGUUGUAUGUAUUAGGAUACUUGUUUAUGUGCUUUUGACAAAACUUACAUACAAGCCUGUGUGAUAUUUGUACUUCUUUGAAAUUAGUUGAUAACAAAGUCCAUGAAGUCCAUGGAAAAGAGUAGUCCAUGAGUAUAUAAUAGUGAAUGCACAGUAAUAUAUGACAAUAGGAAUGGGUUUUUUUUUCAAGAGAAAAAUGUCCCAUUUACUACUGUUAGAAUCAAAUGAGUCUAAAAGAUUUAUCUUUAUUCUUCAAUUUUAUGACAAUGAUGGAUAAUGAAUAUUUGAAAAUCUUUGAAAUUUGUUCAGCAAUAUUUGCUAACAAUGUUUCUAUUAGCAUGCAAGCUAUAUUGUUUUUAUUUAUUUUCCUGUUGUUAAUGUAAUUUAAUUUCACCUGAUUCUAUUUUACUUGUUUGAUAAUAUAAAAUAUUGAAGAAUAUUUUUAAAAUAUAAAAUAAAGUAAGCAUAACAGUUGUGUCCAACUUAUAUGUAUAGUAUCUCUAAUAUUAUAUUGGGCUUUAGAAGCAGAGGGGUCUAAGUAGUUCAACUACUGUAUCACUAGCCUGUCAACAGUGAGGUUGUGAGUUAGAACCCAGCAAGUGGCAGGUGUGUUAGACUCCAAUCUUAUUGACUAGGAUUGGCAGUUUUCCUACUGAAGGUUUUAUCCAGGCACUCUAGCUUUCUCCACCAAUAAGGGCUAUUCCAUUAAAAUGUAUGUGGGAGGGUAGGAAGGGACUUUCAAAAUAUCCCUACAACCAAGAACCAUUUUUUAGAUAAUUUUGCAUAAUGGUAAUAGAUGCAUACUGAAAAAAGACCCAUGACCCACAUUCAAUAAUUAAACUUCCCUUCCUACCCUCCCACAUACAUUUUAAUGGAAUAGCCCUAAAACUGACUGGGAUAAUAUAGCCAAUAGGACUGGAAGUGGCUUUUAACACCAACAAUCAAUCUAAUAUUAUACUGCUUAUAAAGUCUUAUGUAAUGUAUCAUACAAAUUUGAUAAAUAUAAUUAGUAAAAACUGUGCUAUAUAAGUGUAGAAUAUAAUAUCAUGUAUAUAAAACCACAAAAGUUUACUAUAAUGUUUUGAACAUUGAAAUAAAAAUGAUAAAUAAGGACAAUUUAAAUGAUUGUUUUGAGUUGUUUGAAGAAAUGUUGACUUAUUCUAUAUCUUUGACCUAACAAAAAUAUAAAAUUGUACAUUUUCUUCUAGGAUUUUUUUUCUUUUCGUUUUUUUCAAGUGGCAAACAAAUAAAGUAUAAACAUCGAAACAGGUUGUAAAUAGAUAAGAUGUUAGAAAGAAUGAAGAAAUAUUUUUAUUAUGGUUUGGAGUAUUAGAUUUUAACAUAAGUAUUAGGUAACCGAAAUUUAAACUGCUGAUUAAAGUUAUGUAUAGCAUUUUUAGAAUUUUACACAUGUUUUGAUGUGCCAAUAACAUUUGCCUGAUGAAUAACAUCGAAAUGCAGUUGAAAAAUAAGGAAAAAAAAGAUAUUAAUUUUUUUAACUUGUUAUUAUAAUUGGUUUGCUUCAACAAAUGAAACGGUUUUGCUUUGAUAUUUGUAAUGUAACAAUAUUUUUAUUGUUAAAAACCACUGAUUUUUUGUCAAUACUUGAUUAUUUCAAUUAAGUGUAGUCAUAUAUAUGUAACUGACAUUAAUGUAACUUGUUUAUCCUUGCCCUGUCUUUAUGGAAAUCAAAAUAUUUUAUUUCAGCAUUGUGCUUUGUAUUGUAUUUCUUAUGCCAGGAGCUGAAUGUUAUUAUUUUUGCACUGAACUGCAUUACAAUAUUAUUUUAACAUUAAAAUUUCUUAAUAAAUUUUA
This is a messenger RNA of Mytilus californianus (California mussel), 5160 nucleotides long. RefSeq names its product 4-hydroxybutyrate coenzyme A transferase-like. Lineage: Eukaryota; Metazoa; Mollusca; Bivalvia; Mytilida; Mytilidae. The record is from RefSeq and is a predicted model, not a curated record. The transcript is spliced from 8 exons. The coding region runs from base 25 to 1464 and encodes 479 amino acids. Gene Ontology annotation, molecular function: acetate CoA-transferase activity. Gene Ontology annotation, biological process: acetate metabolic process. Gene Ontology annotation, cellular component: mitochondrion.